This is a messenger RNA of Lampris incognitus (smalleye Pacific opah), 2828 nucleotides long. RefSeq names its product syntaxin 2b (gene stx2b). The record is from RefSeq and is a predicted model, not a curated record. The coding region runs from base 290 to 1174 and encodes 294 amino acids. Gene Ontology annotation, biological process: intracellular protein transport; synaptic vesicle fusion to presynaptic active zone membrane; exocytosis. Gene Ontology annotation, cellular component: SNARE complex; synaptic vesicle; presynaptic active zone membrane. NCBI's taxonomy places the organism in Eukaryota, Metazoa, Chordata, Actinopteri, Lampriformes, Lampridae. The transcript has 11 exons. Gene Ontology annotation, molecular function: SNAP receptor activity; SNARE binding.
GUUGUGCCAUGGAGCCUUACGUGUUAUCGGUAAGAAAAUUGGUAUAGACAACGCAGUACUUUCCCCCUCUCCCCCUACAGCUACUCAGUUUUAGACAUUUUUAAAGAGUCCAGUUUUUUUCUUCUUUUUUUAUUUUUUAUUUUUUUACCAUUUUCCAGCCGAACUGAUCUUUUAUCAGCCGUCUAAACUACGGCGCUCAGACGCUGUUUAAAGACCCACACACAUGGAGGACGCCAGAAUGGCCCGUUGGGUGUUUUGCUAGAAUAAUCCGUAAAGACUUCUCGCUGUAAUGAAGGACCGACUGGGAGAAUUAACUGCUAGCAGGACUCAAGGACAGGACGAUGCUGCUGCAGUCAACCAUGACAGAGACGGCUUCAUGGAGGGCUUUUUCAGAAGGGUGGAAGAAGUUAGGGGACUCAUUGACAAGCUCUCCUACCAAGUGGGAGAAGUGAGAAAGAUACACAGCAUGAUCUUGUCUGCACCCAAUCCAGAUGAUAGGACAAAGGACGAACUUGACACGUUGACUCACAAUAUCAAAGAGAAUGCCAAUGUUGUGCGAGCGAAACUAAAAUCUAUGGAGCAAAGUUUUCCUAAGGAUGACAUUGCUAAUAGGACCUCAGUGGACUACAGGAUCCAGAAAACACAGCACACAGUUCUGUCCAGGAAGUUUGUGGAGGUCAUGACUCAGUACAAUGAGACUCAAGUGUCCUUUAGAGAAAGAAGCAAAGGAAGGAUCCAAAGACAGCUGGAGAUAACUGGAAGAGUUACUACCAGUGAGGAGUUGGAGGACAUGCUAGAGAGCGGAAACCCUUCCAUCUUCACAUCUGAUAUAUUUUCUGAUUCUCAGAUCACGCGACAGGCCUUGAAUGAGAUAGAGUCACGGCACCAGGACAUCAUUCGUCUGGAAUCCAGCAUCAGAGAGCUCCAUACUAUGUUCAUGGACAUGGCAAUGUUGGUAGAGACUCAGGGGGAUAUGGUCAACAACAUUGAGAACAACGUUUCCAAUGCAGCUGAAUAUAUUGGCCAUGCAAAAGAAGAGACCAAAAAAGCAGUGAGAUACCAGAGAAAAUCUCGGAGGAAUUACAUUAUCCUUGCCUUUGCUCUGUUGAUCCUGCUUGCUGUUAUCGCACUAAUUGUUGGCCUAUCUGUUGGACUAACCAAACCACCUGUUUGAUGCCUACUCUAUCAUUUACUGAGAAAAUUACCUACCUUGUCGUGUGUGGCGUGGCAAGUUUCAUCCUUUUACUCAUCAUUUUAGUUGCAAUUUUUGAAUGAUGGCUUAUGUACCUGGGAACCAGUUCACAGUAAGCCUACCAAUCAAUUCCAACAGCAUUACAAAGAGCAACUCUAAACCACUACAAGGACUGAGUAUGAGGUGUAUGAGCUACCUGAUCUACCUGACUACUAGUGGUGACAAAAGACCUAAAUAAGCACCGUUGUGAAUAGAUUUUGUCAAGGGCAAUUCUGUACACCCAGAAUAAAGCAUAUUUUAUGUGAUUUUACUUCUGAUACUGUUAGCACUGAUGGGAAAUUAAAGGUGCUAUAUAUGUUAUUCAGCAUCAGCAGCUCAGACCAAACCAAAACAACCCCCCCCCCCUCCCUUUCACGUCCCCUCCCCUCCCCCCUCUCGUCACAUUCUUUCAUUCGGUUGGAAUAUUGAGUUUUACAGUAUAGAGCUAUUUUAUUAACAUUAACAACAUAUUCAUUUUGGUAAGGAGCUAUUGCUUCAAUCUGCCGAGUGACCUAAAUCCAUGUAAUGUAAUUAUUAGCUUGUUAGCUGUCCUGCUAAUGCUAGCUACCUCACAUGCACUAACAUGUACGCACGGUCGAACCGGCUUCCAAAAAAAAGAACAGAGAAGCAGAGGGAGUGUAACUUCGUUCUCUGUUCAGGACGCCAUUACUCCACUAUCUCUUUGCACAGCAAAUAGUUGUUUGCUGCUAUACUAAUGUUCAAAAUCUCAUAUAAAGCACCUUUAAGCAUAAAGUCAGAUGUAAAGUUCUUAUUGCUGCCAUGUCUUUUCACUGAACAACCAGAUAUCACUUUUAGGACUUUUAGGGUUUAUUUGGAAGUAAACUGUUCUUUGCCUGAUCACUUUAACCUAAAUUUUGAAAGAAAUUGUGAAGGUACAAGUAAUCAACUGUUUAAUUUUGUGCGGACUUGUGUGUAUCUUUUAUUCUUUUUUAUAUUUGAUUAUAUUCAUCUAAAUUGAAUGUGAAACUAUUACAGCUCAGCACUCCUUUAGAAAAGGAACUGCAGUUCAUCAUACCCGAAUUAACAGUGGAGGGCCAAUUCACUUGUCUUCAGAUCUGUUGAGGGAAUAAUUGACUAGCAUAUUCAAAUGAAUCAGUUUGGUUUAAUGCUGUCUGUCUGGCAAUAACUCAACAAAGAUGUUUUCUUAUAAUUUGACUCUUUCAUGUCUUCAGGCCCCAAGUGCCUUUUAUAACAUUUUAUUCUGUGACCUUAACUUAUUUCAUUGUAUUUGAUCACAUUUGCAAUUUGUUUGAACUGGAAUAUUUUCUGUAUGAAAUAGAUGCUGUACCUUAGAGGUUAGCUAUGUAAUUCAAAGUGCACACAUUUUAUUAUUUUGAUACAAUACAGUUUGGUUCUUUUUUAUCUUUCAAAUGUUCUUUUUUAAUAUUUCUUUUAAGUUAAAUCUAAUUUUAUUUUAUAUUAAAUUGCAGGAAUGACUCAUAAAAGAAAUAAAAAAAACAGUAAAACUUUGUAAAAUGUAUUAAUUUUUUGUUCCCCAUUCUGAAGACGGGCAUAGUUUAAUCAUUUAAUUACACACUGGGUUCAGGAUUAGUACUAACAAAUCCCAAACAAACCU